AUGAUUUUCUCUCUGUAUCUUUUUCUUUUUUAUGUACACCCCCCUACAGUUUCAUACUUAUUUUCUGUUAGACCAUCUUUCUUUCUUUCUUUGCUUGUCACUCAAUCUCUUUCAAACCUACCCACUCUCUUUUCCAUUUUGAACAAUCUCUCUCUCUCUCUCUCUCUCUCUCUCUUGUUGUUAUUAUUAUUCUUUUUUUCUCGUUCUCUUUUCACCCCUCUUUGUUCAUUUCUUUGUCUCCUCACUCACUCUCCAUUCACCCUCUUUGUUUCUUCCUUUCAUUAUCUCUCUCUCUCUCUCUCUCUCAGCAGUUCUUUUUUUUUUCCAUGUUCAUUUUUCCCUUUUCCUCUUUCUUGCAUCUUUCAUUUAUCCUUCUCUCUUCUUUUCUUUCUCUCACUCACUCUUUAUCCUUCUUUGUUUCUUGCUUUCUUUCUCUCUUGUGCUAAGCCACCUCCAUUACCAUCUGUUUCUUCCUUUCUCUCUCCAAUUCUUAACACCUGUUUCUUUCACUCUCUAUAUUCUCUCUCUCUCUCAAUCACUAAAUUCCUUUCUUUUUCUAUGUCAAUCUCUCUUCAACCUAGUUUCUUUCUCUCUCAUCCAUUCUUUAUCGCUCUGUUUCUUAUUUUUCCCCAGUUCACUCUUUACGCCCUCUCUGCUCAUUUCAUUCCUCUCUCAUCCUCUCUUUAUUCUAUUCUAUUUCUUUCCCCUUCAUUCUCUCUAAAUCCAUGUUUCUUACUCCCUCUCACACUCGCUUUAUUUCUACCUAUCUCUCACCCUCUCCUUAUUCUAUUCUCUUUCUUUCUUCCUCAUUCUCUCUCUAUCCAUGUUUUUUACCCCAUCUCACACUCUUUUUAUUUCUCUCUCUUUCAUCCUCUCUUUCCCCUCUCACUCUCUUCAUUUCUCCGUCUAUCUCUCUCGCAUCCUUUCUUUGUUCUAUUCUGUUUCUUUCUCCCUCAUUCUCUCUAUACAUGUUUCUUAACCCCUCUCACACUCCUUUCAUUUGUCUCUCAACCCCUUUUUGUUAUUUUCUACUUUCUCUUAUCCUCUCUCGAUAAUCCUGAUUGCCUUCCUCUCUGUUCAUAUCUUUGUUCGUUUUGCUUCUUUCUCCCUCACCCUCUCCUUUCUUUCUCUCUCUCUCUCAUACACACACCCUCUUUUUCUCUCAUUCUUUCUCAUCGUCUCACCCUCUCUUUAUGUUUAUCACUCUCAGUCUUAGAUAGACUAGAAAAGAAAAAUAAUACGCAAGUACCGCGCCAACAAAAUGAACACCUAAUUGAAAAUUCCAGAGGCUCUCAGGACAAACAAAAUCUCAACGGAGAAAGAGUCAAAUUUGAACUCAGAGUCGACCGGUAA
This is a messenger RNA of Acanthosepion pharaonis, 1353 nucleotides long. The record is from the annotation of a GenBank genome assembly. Lineage: Eukaryota; Metazoa; Mollusca; Cephalopoda; Sepiida; Sepiidae.